GCACUGGAACGGCGCAUGUCAGGAAGUAACGGCGGUGUAAAGGUGUCGUUCGACGAAAUCGGCGAUCUAUGCUUCGUCACCAAGGUGAACGAUAAACAAAUUAUCUUCUGCAACAACGGCGCUGGUGGCAACGGGCCGGGCCGCGUUAGAAAAGGGCCCGAACUGGCCCCGGGCGGCUCAGUUCCUCGUCAGUUUUCAGCCGGAGCAGACCGGGACCGAGCGGAUCGUCGUGGGCAGAAGCAAAGUGCAGCAGCGGAGCGCAUAGUGGCAGCGGUUGGUGUGGCCGAUAGUGAACUGGUGGAUUAUUUGUAUCUAGCGGCCGACGGGCAGGGUUGGUUGAGAUACGAGCCAGCUACGAGGCUUGGUUGUGGGCCCACCGAUCCGAGUGGUCCCAGCGCUCGCUGGUCCAGUACGGCAUCACACUUUACCCGAGCAUCGUCUGCGUCGGGGGAAACCGGUACCGAUCGGGACGCAAAGGCCGCGGUCAAGCUCAUCUUCGACAAACGGUCAGCAAACACCGCUACCAGAGCGGCCAGUGGUCACCAGCAGUUCGAGCAGUUCUGUGUCAAGUGUCGCGUCUACCUCUUGGAGCACUUUAACAAGUUUCGCAACAACGUCGGCGUGAUGUCACGCCUGAACGGUAAGGAUUGUGCCCCAAGUUUGGGCCUGCGCCACUCGGAAGGAGGAGGAGGAGGUGGAGGCAGUGCCGGUGGUACGACGUUUGGCAGUGGCACGAAAAAGCAACCAUUCUCUAGGCCCUUCAAUAAGAGCCGGCUCGAAACGUCCGCCGCAUCGUCGGCCGGUGGUGGAAGCGGUGCGAACCACGGGCCCUCAUCGACAGCCAGCAGGAUGCCGGGAAGUAGCAGUGUCACGGCCAGCAGUGCCGGAACGCCACCCAGUGCGGCGGACACCAGCGCUCUUAUACGGCAGAACAACGAGCUGCGCCAUCGGCUCCAGGAGGAAGCGAACAACUAUCGGCGACGGUUGGACACGUACAAGCAGGCCCAGAAUAACCAGGCGGCCCUGGUCAGCCGCUUGCAGGCGAAGGUGCUCCAGUACAAGCAGCGCUGCACGGACCUGGAACAUUCGACGCCACCAGGCGGUGGGAUGUGCUCCAGCGGAGGGGGUGGUGGAAGUGGCCGUUAUGGUGGUGGAGCAGGAAGUCGUGAGCCAUCGCCGGGAUCAAGACAUCACGGCCACCACGCUCCGGCCUCCCCACCUCCUGGAGGGGUGGGUUCCGGCAUUUGCCAGGAUGCCGGGGGACCACUAAGCCUACCGUCCGUAUGCCCGGUGGCUCGGGAAAGAGCUCGGUCACGGUCGCGAUCGCAGUCCCCCUGCCGGAAGUACUCCGAAGGAUCGCACGACGAAGUCAGACAUCAGCUUGACGAGGAACGACGACGAUGCGAAAAACUACUGGUCGAAAACUCCUGCCUGCGGCAGCAGUUGGAGGAGUCUCAUCGUACCAACGAAGCGCUUACGAACGAUCUCCAAAAGCUUACCAACGAUUGGGAAAGCUUACGCGAUGAACUACUAAACAAGGAAGACGAAUGGAAGGAGGAAGAGCAGGCAUUCAAUGAUUACUAUAACAAUGAGCACACGCGCCUGCUGAAGAUGUGGCGCGAGGUUGUCCAGGUGCGCCGCAUGUACAACGAGAUGGCUUCCACGACCAAGAUGGAGCUGGGUCGGAUGCAUCUCGAGCUCUCCGGAACGGCCCGCGAGGUAACCGGAGCCUGCGGCGGUGUGUCAGUAAACUUAAAGCAAUCAUCCAAGUUUGAGGAAGCGCAGCAGAUGCAUAUCGAGCGUGAAAAUAUGGACCUGAAAUCGCAGCUCGGCGAACUGCGCAUCCAGUACGAGACGGCCCGACAGGAAAUCAGCCAGCGGGACCAACGGAUGCAGCAAAUGGCCCAGGAGCUGAAGCUGCUGGACGACCGGUACACGCAGGCCGACAGUCAGGCCGCCCAGGCUCAUCGCAUGAACGACGAAGUUGAGCGACUGCAAACAGCGUUGCGCGACAUUGCGCACGCCGUGGUGCAGGACGCAGAAUCCAGCGCCUCGGCCGAGAUGGGGGCCCACCUGCACCUAUCGCAACCGGUCUCGGGACUAUCGCCCGGGGUGGCUCCCCGCUCGCCGAAGAGAAGCGCGGCGGGGGGCGGUGGACUGCGGGCCUCACAGGCGUUCGCCGAAGGUACUAUCUCGGCAGUGCAGGCUGCCUUGCAUAAGUACCAGCUGGCGAUACACGACCUGCAGGUGAAGCUGCAGACGAACAAUGAUGCGCUGAAGGCCACCAAGAAGCAGUACGAGAACUGCGAGCAUACGCGCGAUGUGCUGUCCGGCAAGGUGGGCGAGCUGACCGAGAAGCUAGACUCGGCCAACCAUCAGCUCUCGGAACUGUACAAGGAGCGGGACAGUCUGCAGAAGACGCUCGAUGGCUUGCGCUCGGAUAAGCACACGGUGGAGCGAGGCAAGGCGGAACUCAACUCCAUUGUUGAAAGUUUAAACACUGACUAUGAGAAAUUACAAAAUGUCAAUAGCAAACUGCAAAAAAUGUACGACGCACUGGAGGAGGAGAAAAAGAUGGUCGAGCUGGAGUUGCAGCGAGUGCACAAAGAUAAAGACAUUCAAGAAAUGAAUUUAAGAGCGGAAGAAGAACGAUGCAGCCGGUUGCGCGAGGAAACAAUCACGCUUCGCGAGGAAUUGAACAAACUUUAUCUUUCGCGUGACUUGCUCGAGCAGCAGCGCAUUGAAUCAGAUGGCCUGCUGAACAUGCUCGAGAAACAGAAACUUGAGCUAGAAUUCGAACUGGAUCGUGUUACGGGCGAGCGGAACGAGCUUCAUUCCGCCCUAGAGAAGCGAACGUGUUCCAAUGACCAUCUGGACCAGGAAAUUCGCCAGCUAAAGACCACCGUAGCACAGCUGGACGAGGAACGCAACAAACUGCGCGCUCAAUCCUGCGACCAGGGAGCCGAUCUGGCGUCUUUGAAGAAGGAACUAAUCAGCGCGGAACAGGCUCGCCUUGACUUGGACUCGGAGAAGCUGGCCAUCAGCGAGCGGUUGAAGUGUCUCGAGUUGGAAAAGGACAAGAUCGAGGCGGAGCUGAGUUGUGUAGCGCGCGAGCGAAACGAUCUGAGCAACCAGUUGGCAGCUAUUUCCCGCAAAAAGGAAACCAUAGGCGAGGAAGUGAUGCGUUUGCGGCAGCGUCUCGAACAGUCGAACGAAAUGAAUGGUCGGCUGAACCGUUCGCUCGAAGAGUUGGUCAAGGAAAGCGAAGAAAAGACGGUCACCAUUGAGGGACAUGAAAAGGAACUGCAAAGAUUGCAGGAGCAACUCGCUUCACUUCGAAGCGAAAAGGAAUCAUUGGAGGCUGUCCUCUUCGACACCAACACUUCGCUCGAAGAAUCCGAAGCGAAGAAGGAUGCACUGGAACGAGAAAACCAGGACCUGCUGAUCAAACAAGAAUCGCACAAGGCCCUAAUAGCUCGCCUCAACAAGGACCUGGAAAAUGCAGAACGGCGUGCACAGGACAUCAAAAUACAGCUCACGAAUGCGGCCGCUAACCAAGAGGCCGAGUUCUUGCAGAAGCUCUCCAGCCUGCGAACGUUCAGUGAGGAGAACAUUAAGAAGCUAAACGAAGAGAAAGAACAAAUCCGACAGACACUCGAGAAGCGCAGCCAGCAGGCGCUGCAGGCGCUGGAAAGCUCAAAGGACAUGGAAAUACAACACCUGAAGGAGCAGUUCGAGUCGCUCCAGAUGCAUCUGGAAGCGCUGAACCAGCAGCACGAGGAGGUGAUCCUGCGGGCGGAAAAUGAAAAGCAGCAAGCCCUCCUGAUCGCCCACCGGGACAAGCAGGCGGUGAUCGAGAAGCUGGAGGUGACCGCACGCGAGCUAAAGAACGAACUGGAGAACGGCGAUCGCCUGAAGCGUGAAAUGGCCGCACGGCAGGAGAAGGAUCGUACGUCGAUCGGAUGCCUACGGGAUGAAAUUUCCAAGAUGCGCACGAAGGCGGAAGAAGCGCGCAUUCGGGCGGAGGAGGAACACAACCGUCUCGAGGUCGCUGCAGGCUCACUGCGGGAAGAGAAGGAUACCCUGCUGAAGGACGUGGAAGAGCUGAAGGUACAGUUGCGUCUAUCGGAGGAUCGUAGUGACGCUCUGAAUCAUCAGCUUCAAGAUACGCAACGUAAAUUGAAAGAAGCUGAGAAUAACACCGAUGUCACAAGAAAAGAUUUGACUGACACACGACGAACCCUGGCGGACAGUAACAUCGAAAGAGACAAGUACGCCAACAGCAACAAAGAGUUGAGAGAUCACGUCAAGCGGGUCGAGGAACAACGUCGCCAACAGGCACGUACGAUUGAGGAUGCACUUAGCAAGAUUUCAUCUCUGGAGGACACUCGCAAUACACUGGAACAGGAUAAGGUGCGUCUCCAGACAAUCCUAAAGGAGACGGAGACCAACGUCACCAAGUUGAACCAGGAAUUGUCGACGGCCCAAACGGACAUCCAGAAGUUCCAGACGGAUACCACCCAGAAGGACGCGUCGGAGAAAGAGCUCCAGGCACGACUUACGAACGAGUGCGAAGAGAAGGAACGUGUUCUGGCGGAAUUGCACCAAAUCAAAAAGCAAAUGGCCGACUUAGAGGGAACACUGUGUGCUACCCGCCAAGAGCUGGGACGGGCACGCUGUAAGGCAAACCAGGACGAACACCGGUUCCACCAACGCGAGCAGGAACUGUGCGGUCGCAUGGAAGAGGGCCGUGGGCGUGAAAAGCGUCUUGAAGAUCAGAAGCACAACCUGGAAGUUUGUCUGGCCGAUGCCACACAGCAGAUCCAGGAGCUGAAGGCUCGCCUAGGUGGUUCGGAGGGUCGUGUACGGGCACUGGACGAGCAGCUCGUGCAACUGGAGACCCAGAAAAAGGAGGUAGAGAAUAAGCUGAGUUCGAUCGGGCACACACUACGCCGCAUCGCGGGCAUUCAGAUGGAUGGUUCGGUCAGUUUGCCGUACCGUUUGAUGAGCCCAUCGCGCCGUUACAGCCCGGCAAGGACUGGUCGCUCCGAGCGGGAUGACUAUGCUCAUCACCAUCAGCAUCAUCACCAUCAUCACCAUCAGGGCCACGAGACGCGUAGCCUGUCAGGCGAGAACAUACUGAUCGAUGUCGAUCCGGAGAUGGUACGUAAAGGCGUACGUACGCUGAUGCAACAGAUCGCACACAUCGAGCGCGAGCGGGACGAUUUCAAGGUACAACUGUGUACCGCCCGGAAGCAACUGCAAGAGGGUAGUGACGCUCAGCUACGACUCGAGACCAAGAUCAAUAAGCUACAGCAGCACAACCGAGCUAUCCACGAGGACAAAACUAACCUAGAGGCUCGUUUGGCGCAGAAGACGAGCACCUUGCAGUCGGUGGAGGAAACUCUGCGCCAGAAGUCGGACGAGCUGACGUCGGUGCGAGAAAAGGCAGCCCAGUUGGAGCAGUCUCUGGGAAGCACUAGCGAGGAGAAGGCUCACCUGGAGGAGCGGCUGGAAAAAUGUCGCCAAACUGGAGCCCGGCUCGAGUCGGACAAGCGCCACCUGCAGGAUGAACUUGCCCGCACGGAGGGACGAGCCUCGAAGCUCGAUCUACAGCGUGUCGCUCUCGAAGGCGACAUACAGCGACUACAGAUGGCCAUGCAGGAACGGGACUGUACGAUCCGCAAUCAGCAGGAGCGACUUGAAAAUCAGCAACGUUCUUUGACGCAGCUCGAGGAUCGUUGUGUUGCGCUGAAGAGCACGGUUGACCAGCUUAAGGAGCGUCUGCAAGCCGCCGCCAUCACGGAGACAGAGCUGCGUGGUGAGAUAGCCGGCCUGCAGCGGCACAAUGCCGACCAGGGUCACACGUUUGCACUGGGACAGGAUAAGCUGAAGCAGAUCCAGAAAACGCUCACCAACAGCGAAAACGAACGGCGUGUGUUGGCAGAACGGCUGGACGCCGCCCAGCAUACGAUAAAUGAACUGCGCCGCAACCAACAGGCCGCCCAGGACGGUACCACACGCCUCCAGGAGCAAUUGGCCGAGUGUGAGGUGCAAAAAUCUACCCUCGAGAGUCAGCUACGUUUGGCGAAAUGGAACCAGGAAACGAGCGAACAGCUAGCCGCCACGGGAAGCGCGGGAGCUGGAGGCAGUGACCAGGAGCUCAGCCGGCAGCUGGUCAACUCCCAGCGCGAGCGAACGGAACUACGUAACAAGGUGGAAGCGCUGAGCGAGAAGAUACGCACACUGGAGCAUGAAAAACGUGCCCUAACCGGAGGCAAAUACGAUCGGGCCGAAAAGAAGACCAUCGGUGGCGAGUACGACUCGAACCGGCUCGAGUCCGGUACCUACGAUCAAGGAUCAUCGACACGUUUCAGCUGCGGCCUGGAUCAUGCCCAAAUCGAACAGGAAAGUCGUGAUCUGCGCAUGAAGGUGCGCCGCCUGGAGACGAUGCUGGCCGAAAAGGAAGCCGAAUUGGCUCGCUCCAAGGCAAAGCUGCUGGAGUCGCCGAGCAAGAGUAUCAGCAGUUUAGGGGUCGGUGUUGGAGACGUAGAGCGCUACCGAAGCGCGCAAGUGCAGGCCGAACGGCUGCUGGAUGCCCGGGAACAGUCACACCGGCAGCAGGUGACCCGCUUGGAGAAUCAGGUAUCGAUGCUAAGGGAACAGCUGGCGCAGGAAGCGAAGCGACGCCAGCAGUACAUACUGCGUAGCUCUAGGGCAGGACGAGAAAUGCAGCAACUGCGCCAAACCAUUGGCGAUUCGCUGCGAAACGUCGCUCAAGAUCCACUGGACACUGGCCUGCUGGAAAGUGAAGCUCGACGGUUGGACACAGCCGUUUCGAUGAGCCUUCCGCCGACAACAUCCGCCGGUCGAGGUGGAGACUACGAUCGUAGCCUGAGCCCAACGUUCCGCUAA
Molecule: messenger RNA, 6915 nt
Organism: Anopheles coustani
Lineage: Eukaryota; Metazoa; Arthropoda; Insecta; Diptera; Culicidae
Gene: Root
Product: rootletin
Exons: 11
Coding region: 16-6915 (2299 amino acids)
Source: RefSeq, a predicted model, not a curated record